CAGUUUACUAAUAUACGUACCUAUGCACAUGUAAAUCACAUUUAGCACAAACGAACCUAUUAUUUGCCACUAUUUGGAUCUGUGCCUGAAGAAAGUGUGAUUCGUGUGAUAAGCAUUUGAUAACAAAAACAAAACAGUGCCGCAUAUUUUAGCAUAGAUAUUUUUGCUUACGCAACAAUUGACUUAAAUGUGAUUACAAAAACAAAUUAUGUCUUGCAAUUGGCUAAUUUAUUUGGCUUAUUUCCUGCUGGCACCCACUCUACUGCCAGCGGUUACGUAUCACAGGCGCAAUUAUGACUUGAGAUAUGGCAACUCGGACGUGCCGCAAUGGAAGCAAAGGGCAUGUCAGAAGACGCAAAGGGAGAAAAUCAACUUGCAUUACAUUUGUGAUGAGAAGGGUAAUGUCAAAUGUCUACCCGGCUGGCAGGGCGACCUGUGUCAAGUGCCACAAUGUAGAAAAGGAUGUGAUCCCAUGAAUGGCUACUGCCAACGUCCGGACGAGUGUCGCUGUCGCAUCGGCUAUACGGGUGAAUUCUGCGAGCGUUGCAUACCACUGCCGGGUUGCCAACAUGGCUACUGCAAUAAACCGUUCGAAUGCAUUUGCAAGCCCGGCUGGGAUGGUCUCUUUUGUACCGAACCCACCUGCCGUUCGGGUUGUCACAACACACGCGGCUAUUGUGAGGCGCCCGGUGAGUGCCGCUGCCGCCUGGGCUGGGCGGGGCGCAAUUGCAGUGAUUGUGCGGUGUUGCCCGGCUGCCAGCGUGGCACAUGUCAAAAGCCACUCGAAUGCAACUGCCUGCCGGGCUAUACAGGACUACUAUGCCAAACAGCUAUUUGUGCUGCGGGCUGUCACAAACAGCGUGGAUACUGCACUAAGCCAGGCGAAUGCCGGUGCAAAGUUGGCUGGACCGGACCGAACUGCGACCAAUGUUUUUCCUAUCCCGGCUGCGUGAAUGGCGAUUGUGAGCGACCAUGGGAGUGCAAUUGCAAGCCCGGCUGGGGAGGCAUGCUCUGCGAUGAGAAGUUGACAUAUUGCGACGAGCACCCGAACACUUGCGAGAAUGGCGGACGCUGCAUAUCAUACACCAAGGAUGAUGGCAGUUAUCGCUGCGACUGCAAACAGGGCUAUAUGGGUAAAAACUGCGAGAUUUUAGAUGAAUUCAUGCUGACCUCAACGUCAGCGCCGCGCAUCACGCCGCCACCAAUGCCCAGUUGGGGCGACGAAGCCGCCGCCGAUAAGCUAAAUGAUGAUGAUGACGACGAUGACGGGGAUAACCGCAUAGGCAGUGAUUAUCAGCUGGGGAAUCACAAAGCGCAACAAAAUAACACAGAAACAACAAUGAAUGACAGUAUUGCCGGCCACAGUGCGUUGGGGAAACCACUACGGCCUCCAGCAACGCAAGUGAAUGGUGGAACGGUAACAACGUUGACUGCCGUUGACAAGAUGACAAAUUUAAAUGACACUAAAUCCAUUGUGGCCCACGAUACUAACAAUAUUAAGCAGCCAGCAGCUGCCGUCCAGCCGACUGUGUCCGUCCAAUUGCCACAAGCGGCAAGAAAUACGUCUGACGUGCAUGUGCAAGCAACAGCAGCAACAAAUUCAACAACUACAACAGCGAGUAACCGUACUCAUUUGAAUUUAAUUAAUGCCACAGUAUCGGCUUUAAGCGCCCACGUUGCAUUGCCGGCAAUGCCCGGCCGAGAGGCAGACGAAAAUAGCACCAUUAAAGGCGCUUCUCCAGCCGACCGCACACACAGCAGCACAACACCGGCCACACCUACUGCCAUCUCUAGUCCCAUACCGAUUCCAUUGCAUUUCCUGGACUCAACUCACACGCACAAUAAGGUCACACACACUGCUGCAAUGGUUAAUUCAAAUUUAGCCGCUCCUUCCGGUAAUAAUGCAGCUGAUGAAGAUGCUAAUCAGGAUGAAUACGAGGAGGACGGUGAGGACGAAGAUGAUGACGAUGAAGAGGCUGAUGAUGAGGACGAUGACGAGGAGACUGAUGACGAUGAUGACGACGCUGAUGUUGAUGACUUAAUACCAGAUGUCCUUAAUAGUGUCGCCUAGUUGACUUAACAGGCCUACACAGGAUUGUGGCUCUCCUUCGGCUGACAGACACACGCUUUCGAUUAAUUACUCAUUACAUUGGUUACUCGUGUACAAACUCUGUGUCUGACUUUAAAUUUGCAUAGUGUUUCUUAUUUAAUUAGCCACAUAUGUUCGCCAUCGAACGCAUGUUUGCAUUGAGCGCUAGCAAAUGUGUGUUGUUAUUAUUGUACAAUUAAAAUUAGAAAAUUCAAUUAUUUAUUGUAUUUAUAUAUAAUCUCGUAUAUGCAUGGCAAUUUUGGAUUAUUUAUUUAUUAUUUAAUAUAAGA
Bactrocera dorsalis (oriental fruit fly) is the source of this 2379-nucleotide messenger RNA. RefSeq names its product adhesion G protein-coupled receptor E5 (gene C901). Lineage: Eukaryota; Metazoa; Arthropoda; Insecta; Diptera; Tephritidae. Gene Ontology annotation, molecular function: signaling receptor binding. Gene Ontology annotation, cellular component: membrane; extracellular region; cell surface. Bases 209 to 2071 code for a protein of 620 amino acids. The transcript has 7 exons. Gene Ontology annotation, biological process: anatomical structure development; cell communication. The record is from RefSeq and is a predicted model, not a curated record.